AUGCGAUACGCGUUCAAGACCCUCGUCUACUCCCCCUCCCGCGUCGCGUUUCGGCUACUUUGCAAACCAGCCGCCCGACGGACCAACGGACACCACGGCGCUGUGGACGCAGCGAUCUCAGGAGAUAAGAAGACGACGAUUGCGUUCUCGGCGUGCCGUCCUCGCAGUAGGCGUGCUUCUGCCGAUGUUUUCAUUAGGCUGCCGGAUCGCUCGAUAUUGAACGACAUGACUACUGGGGCCGCCUAUGACACGGCGAUAUCGCACACGAGGCUGAACCUAAUCAGCACUAUGUCGAGCGCGCAAGAGUCGGGGCCGCUCAUCGAUAGCGACGUGAAGGCGCUCAACGAUUGGGUUGUACAGCUUUCUGUCUUGUUCACGUUCUUCGGCCUACACGCGUGCUUUUACUUCAUCUCUGCCUACCUCCUCAUUAAGGAUGGUGUGCGCGAAUCGCGAUCACGACUAUUCCUCUUCGUCUGCUCGACAGCAAUGUUUGGCACGUCGUUAGCAAGCGCAGCAAUGAGCGCGGAAACCGCGAGGCUCCAGUUUUCUGGAUUGGCGGCCAACCCGUCGGAUACGACGACAUUACAAGUGAACAUCGGCAUUGCCAUCAAUGUCCUGUUGAGAGUGAAUUUCCUCAUCAGUGACACCGUAGUCGUUUGGCGAGCAUGGGUACUCUUUCCGGACAGCCGGAAAAUCCGCUUUCUGCUCGCAGCAUGUCUGUUUGGAACCUAUGGCGCGACCAUCUCAAACACGGUUGUUAUAGUCCUGCGUCGUCUGGGCGAAAUAGACCCGCCUUCAGACGCCUUCAGCCUGGUUCUGACCGUCCCGCUCCUCGUCACAAACCUCACCGCGACCGCGCUUAUGACUUAUAAGACCUGGACCUACCGCGACUAUGUGAUCCGCAACUUCCGGCGGAAGCGCACGAAGUCGCGAGCGGAGAUCACGUUGCUUAUUCUGGUCGAGUCCGGGUUCGCCUAUUGUGCCGUUUGGGUCAUUGUCAUGGCCGCGAGCCUCGGCGCGUUCACUGGAACUCAGACGUCCAUCCUUCUCGAGGCACUAUGCAGUAUUUGCGGCCUCUACCCAACCUUCAUUAUCAUCAUGGUGGGCUUGCAGCGCUCCUCCGUGGACAGCCUCCUCGGCGACUCCAUGCGCUUCUCGUCAAGCACCAUCCGUGCCGUCCCCACGUUCAAGGCGGACACAACCUGGACCCCCGCACGCCCGAGCUUUGCUACCAUGCCGCGGGAUUCGGUUGUUACGUAUGCAAGCCCUGUUAAAGGCGUGCACAUCGAGCAGACGCAGUAUACGACCUCGAGCGAAGUAUAAUGCUGAUGCUCUGAAGGUUUCGUCUAUCGGCUCCUCGUUUGCUUUGUACGAUCCGUGUAGUCUGUAAUCAUGUUUCCUUUCGAUCUGUCUGUACCUGUACCAUGUAACCUAGCACAUCCUACCUCGUACUUAGCCCUUUUGUGUAUUCCGUCAUUUGCAAUGAUUCUGACCAUUGCCUCGAGUUCCGGAUAUAGAAAAGAAAGCCUGCGUCGCUCUGCGGCGCACAUCGAUAGCAUAACGCCCCAGAUAGCAAUAAGGUAUGUAACUAAGGAGCAACGUAGAGUCGUGGGUGAAUCUUCUAAAAUCGUAAGUACGUAGGUGAGUGCUUCGUAG
Schizophyllum commune H4-8 is the source of this 1656-nucleotide messenger RNA. RefSeq lists its product as uncharacterized. The transcript has 10 exons. The record is from RefSeq and is a predicted model, not a curated record. Bases 1 to 1323 code for a protein of 440 amino acids. NCBI's taxonomy places the organism in Eukaryota, Fungi, Basidiomycota, Agaricomycetes, Agaricales, Schizophyllaceae.